Molecule: messenger RNA, 2304 nt
Organism: Menidia menidia (Atlantic silverside)
Lineage: Eukaryota; Metazoa; Chordata; Actinopteri; Atheriniformes; Atherinopsidae
Source: the annotation of a GenBank genome assembly
GAAUUAGUCAGCCGUGAAUUACGACGACACACAAUUUACAAAUGUAAAUCUGGUAAUUGAUAGUCUAAACGACUACUCUAACUGUAAUGGUAUGUUUUUCAUAUUACGGUUCUGCUUGAGAGUCUCCAUAAGACAUUACAUGACGUCUAAACCAGGGACAGUAACGUACUCCCAAAGUUAACUACAGACGAAGAAGAAAACCGGAAGUGUAACUGUUCCUCCAGUUGGCCAUAGCUAUAGCUACGUUGCUGUCAUCGUAUUUUUGGUUGGAGGUUUGUCAACAUAAACUACAACCUUAUUUCGUGUCUGACAACGAACAUACAGUUUUUACUGGGGUCUCCGAAGAGAUGAACAACACCGGGAAUAAGAGAGCUCCAACUACAGCCACUCAGCGACUUAAGCAGGAUUAUCUCAGGAUAAAGAAAGACCCGGUGCCUUAUAUCUGCGCUGAGCCUCUCCCCUCCAACAUCCUAGAAUGGCACUAUGUCGUAAGAGGUCCUGAGAAAACUCCAUAUGAAGGAGGAUAUUAUCAUGGAAAACUUAUAUUUCCCCGAGAGUUUCCUUUUAAACCACCCAGUAUCUAUAUGAUAACACCAAAUGGGAGAUUCAAGUGCAACACGAGGUUGUGUUUAUCCAUCACAGACUUCCAUCCCGACACAUGGAACCCUGCGUGGUCUGUCUCCACUAUCCUGACAGGUUUGCUUAGCUUCAUGGUGGAAAAAGGACCAACCCUUGGAAGCAUAGAGACCUCAGACUACACAAAAAGACAGCUCUCAGCCCAAAGUUUGGCUUUCAACCUUAAAGACAAAGUCUUCUGUGAGCUGUUUCCUGAUGUAGUUGAUGAGAUUAAGCAGAAGCAGAAGGUCCAAGAGGAGCUAAGCGCCCGCACUCAGCCUCUGCCCUUACCUGACGUGGUUCCUGACGGCGACCCUCAGCAAGUUCACUACGGCCUCCCUGCCCUCAAUGGUGGGGCAGCCCCAGUGGGGGGUGCAAACGCCGCCCCUGGCCUGCAGCAGGCCAACCGUAACCAUGGACUCCUGGGUGGUGCUCUCGCCAACCUGUUUGUGAUUGUAGGCUUUGCAGCAUUUGCCUACACAGUCAAGUACGUCCUGAGGAGCAUAGCUCAGGACCCUGAGUCCAACCCCUCCGCUACCACCACAAGCACCACUACCACCAAGGACUUUGGAAGACAGAGCCUCCAAGCCCACCCACCCAGGAAAGACUGCAAGCAGGAGGUUGAGAGGUUGUUUACCCCGGGGCAGCUCUUCCUUGGAAAAGCAGCACACGUCAUAAAGGAGUGCUAUAAAGGACACUUUCCUGGUCAAGAAGCCCCGUGCUCUGUAACCUCUGACCGCACCAUGCCCUUAAGAGAAGACCUCCGGUGUGUUGUGUGCUGUGAGGAGUACUCGUGCGUUGUGCGGGUGCCGCGGGUUCUCCACUGCAAGCACACUUUUUGCGCCCAGUGCCUGCAGCGGAUGACCAUUCCUGAGGGCAGCAUCAACACCGUCACCUGCCCUCUGUGCCGCUGGAUCACCUGCACCGAGGCCACCCUGACCGUGCCCAGCGCCCUGUGGGUCAACACCGAGAUAUGGGACCAGAUUGCAGUCAACCGGAAGCAGAGGAAGGACGAUUCGGUGGGAGAUUCGAAGGACAAAAACAAACAGCUUGGAUCAAAUCUUAGCCCGACUUCCAUGAAGUCUAGUGUCCAGUCUGCCGUCCGGUCUGUGUUCAGCCGCAUUCGGCUGCAUAAGCGGCACACGUCCAGCGACUGACAGCAGAGCCACGGCCGGCUGCUCUCACCUUUCUCGUCACGCUGCAAGAGAUGGUUGUAUAAAAGACUUUCUAACGCUCAACUACAUGAGGGGCAUCAUCAUCAGUUCAGUGGAAACGCUGAAAGCACCAAUUUCACACAGCAGCUGCCCGGACGGCUCUGUGUGAAGUUCCCUGUAUUGCAAAGUAGUUGGAAAUGAAGAAAAUGUUUGUUUUUUAACUUACAAACUUUACUGUGAACUGAAAGAUGUUUAUGUAUAUAUAUAUAUAUAUCUAUUAUAAAUGUUUUGUUGUUUUUACUCUAUGAAUAUUAGAUGUAAAUGAUCCAGGUAUCCUGACAUCAUCCAUGAAGACUUUAAAGACACAGACUGUUCUUUUGUUUGUGUUUUUUCUAUGUGAAUUCCACUUUAACAUCUAUGUACUGACUGUUUGGGACAUGGGGGGUUAUGGAAGGAUCCAAAUCUUCAAGUGUUUGCAAUAUUCUAAAACGCUGUUAAAAAGUUUCUUUUGAAAACAAUAAAAAAAUUUAAUAAA